AUUUUAUGUACAAAAUACAGAAGGCAGUUACAACACUGGGGAUCAGUCUCAAGGAUUCUCAGUCUGAUUUUAAAAAGAUUUGAUGCAAAAUGUUAAACAUAGUAAAAGUGGCAGCUGUGAAUGCAAACAUGUGUUUCUGAGGCAAGUGUUACAUGCAACAUAUAGGUUGAUUUUAGAAACUCUUCUUAUGAAUUUGGGUAUAAAAACACAACUGUUGAGAUAAAUUUUAAAAAAGAAAGAAAAAACAUCCAUUCACCACCCAGUGUGGUGCUGGGGUAACGUAGACCCUUUCCUUUAAAAUUGCUAUUCUAUUUUAUUUUCAGUAGGGCAGAAAUCUAACAAAUAAUUACGGUGUGAGCUUCAAAAUGCAAUUUUUUUAAAUUUCAAGAUACUAAUAAAAAAAUAAGCAAAAAAAGAAGAGCCAAAGUUUUUGAAGUAUGAAAUACACCUAAAGAUAGAGUAAUGAGUGACUUAACACUUUCACUCAAGGCUUAACAAGGCAUGUCACACAAAAGUGUAAUUUAAAAAGAUUAAAUCAGCAGAAAAUAUAAAGGAAAAGCCAGUCAAUGAAAAUACAAACAAACAAAUAAAUAAAUAAAAGCUAAGUGUGCAGAAAAUAAACAGAAAACAAUAACUUUCAAUUCUCAAACUAAAUCAUCGAUACACUGGUGAAAUAAUUUGAUUUUUGCAAGGAUUUAAUACUUCCUUGAAUAAAAUAAUUUACUUAAAAAUGCUGCAAAUGAUGGUCAUUAAAAAAACAGAUUUUAUAUAUAAAAACAAUUGUAACAAGGACUAAAUCAUCCUGAUUCAGAAGACCAGUCUUUAUCGUACUGAAUCCUACUAGAAAACUUUUCCAAAAACAUUCAGGAAAAGUGCUUUAUAUUUUCAAUGUUGACUCACAAUACACUCAGGAAUUGUCAUUUAUGUCGUCACAAGGGACUUUCAAAACUAGUUUGCAGUUCAGGGUUUUCUCGGCACUUUUUGGAAAAGGGAAAUUUCCGGGGAGCAAGUGAAGGCAUCACGCUUCCUGACACAGAGGAUCACACGCCACCGGUCAGACAGAAUACGGAACCCCGGCAGGCGGACGUCUCACACCGCGGUCGUUAGGUCACCAUUCAGGCUGAUGUUGAGUGCUCCGGUUCCGUUAGUAGCCUCAUAAUUAAUAAUAUAUACAGGCAUGACAGCGGUCGUUCAGAACUGCGCCACGGGUGGAGGCUGUUUGGACAGUAAGUAAACCAUCCCAAAAUACCGCUCGGCCGCCCCUUUGCCUUUCCCCCUUCAGCCGCGUUUCGCACCUCGCCUCCGGCGGCGUCCGGUGUCCAAUGGCGGCCCCAGCAGAACCAACACCGGGGAGCGCGGAGGGGAAGAAGACGGAGCGGAUAAACGACGCAGAGUUGGCUCUGACAGGAAUCAAUAUGCUGCUGAACAAUGGAUUCAAGGAAAGUGAUGAGCUCUUCAGGACAUACAGGAACCACAGUCCUUUGAUGAGUUUUGGGGCCAGUUUUGUGAGUUUUCUGAACGCCGUCAUGACGUUUGAAGAAGAGAAAAUGCAGAUGGCCUUUGAGGACCUCAAAGCUACAGAGAAACUGUGUGAGAGUGAAAAUGCUGGUGUCAUUGAAACCAUUAAAAACAAGAUCAAGCGCAGUCACACACACUCUCAGAGGUCGGGGUCGGCUGCUGUGGACCGACUCCAGAGACAGAUCAUCAUCGCAGACUGUCAGGUUUACCUUGCUGUUCUGUCUUUCAUAAAGCAAGAGCUGUCAGCAUAUAUCAAAGGAGGGUGGAUCCUCCGCAAAGCCUGGAAGAUGUACAACAAAUGCUACAACGACAUCACACAUCUGCAAGAAGGAGGCAAAAGGAGAGCUCCUGAGGCUUCCACCUCUGACUCCUCUGAUCGCGCUCGCUCCUCCUCAAGUGGACCGAGUCCGUCUCACAGAUCGAACAGCAUCAGCCCCGAGGUUCUGGAUCGGCUGAAAGGGUCGGUCAGCUUCGGUUACGGCCUUUUCCACCUGUGCAUCUCUAUGGUGCCGCCACACCUGCUAAAGAUUGUCAACCUGCUGGGUUUCCCUGGAGACCGACACCAAGGACUGUCGGCCCUCAUGUACGCUAGCGAUAGUAAGGACAUGAAGGCCCCAUUAGCGACCCUGGCUCUGUUGUGGUACCACACGGUGGUGCAGCCCUUCUUUGCUCUCGAUGGCUCAGACACACACGCAGGCCUAACUAUAGCCAAAUCCAUCCUCAAACAAAGAGAGGCCACCUAUCCAAACUCCUCCCUCUUCAUGUUCUUCAAAGGCAGGAUUCAACGCCUUGAGUGCCAGAUCAGCAGUGCCUUGACGUUCUUCCGUGAUGCCUUAGAUCUGGCCUCUGACCAGAGGGAGAUUCAACACGUGUGCUUAUAUGAAAUAGGUUGGUGCAGCAUGAUCGAGCUGAAGUACAGAGAAGCCUACCGAGCGUUUCAGCGACUUAAGGAUGAAUCUCGCUGGUCCCAGUGCUACUACGCCUAUUUAACAGGAGCAUGCCAAGGAGCAGCUGGUGAUCUGGCUGGAGCCAUUUCUGUUUUCAGGGAUGUCCAAAAACUUUUCAAGCGCAAAAACAAUCAGAUUGAGUUGUUUUCAAUGAAGAGGGCGGAGAGGCUUGCAAGCCCCAGUCCAUCCAAAGAGCUCUGCAUCUUGUCUGUGAUUGAGAUUCUAUAUUUGUGGAAAGCACUGCCCAACUGUUCCACUGCCAAUCUGCAGACAAUGACACGUGUCUUGCAGGGGAUUGACGACGCCUCGAGCACCGGCCUGAAGAAUCUGCUUCUCGGUGCCAUUAACAAAUGCCUCCAUAACACCACAGAUGCCAUGCAGUAUUUCCAUCUGGCAGCAAGGGACGAGGCUGGUCGUCUGAGCAAUUCCUACGUGCAGCCCUACUCUUGCUACGAACUGGGCUGUGUUCUGCUAAAUUCCCCUGAGACUGCUGCCAAGGGUCGGAUGCUAAUGCUCCAGGCUAAGGAGGACUAUGCUGGGUAUGACUUUGAGAACAGACUCCACGUUCGCAUUCACUCGGCUCUCGCCUGAACGAGAGGAGCAGCCCAGCCUCGAGGUUUUGUCUGCAUUGAAGUAAAUGCAGGAAAAUUCUCUCCUAAAGCCACAAAACAACUCUGAACUUUGAAUAAUGUAUCGUAUUUUUUUUUGUACUUUUAAACUUAUGAACCAAAACUUCAUUUAAAAUAUGAAAUGCUUCAUGGAGAAAUGUUAGAAAGUUUACUUUACUGCACAAAAUAUUAGCACAUAAUGUUGUUUACAUAGUUUAUGAAAGAAAACCGGACCGGAAAAGGGUGGCUUGCCGACUCCGGGUCGGGAGAGAGGUCCUACCUCAGGUGGAGGAGUUUAAGUAACUCGGGGUCUUGUUCACGAGUGAGGGUAGGAGGGAUCGGGAGAUCGACAGGCGGAUUGGUUCGGCGUCUGCAGUGAUGCGGACGCUGAGCCGAUCUGUUGUGGGGAAGAGGGAGCUGAGCCAGAAAGCCAGGCUCUCGAUUUACCGGUCGAUCUACGUCCCAAUCCUCAACUAUGGUCAUGAGCUUUGGGUAAUGACCGAAAGAACGAGAUCGCGGAUACAAGCGGCCGAAAUGAGUUUCCUCCGUAGGGUGGCCGGGCUCAGCCUUAGAGAUAGGGUGAGGAGCUCGGACAUUCGGGAGGGACUCGGAGUAGAACCGCUGCUCCUCCGGAUUGAAAGGAGUCAGUUGAGGUGGUUUGGGCAUCUGGUCAGGAUGCCUCCUGGACACCUCCCUGGGGAGGUGUUUCGGGCAUGUCCUGCUGGCAGGAGGCCCCCGGGUCGACCCAGGACACGUUGGAGAGGUUACAUCUCCAAUCUGGUCCAGGAACGCCUUGGGGUCCUGCUGGAGGAGCUGGUGGAGGUGGCCGGGGAGAGGACGUCUGGAGCUCCCUAAUUGGGAUGCUGCCCCCGCGACCCGGAUAAGCAGAGGAAGACGACGACGAUGAUGAAAGAAAAGGAGCCUAAUGGAAUAAGAUGAAAUAUUGUGAAAAGCAUUAGCCAUUUCUCAGAGGUGAAAUUAAUUCUCAGUCUUGUAAAAUUGAGUGAUGAUCCUGUGAACGUAAUUUUAAAAAUAGCUAACUCUGAAUGUUUCCAGCCAAUAAAAACCCAUGUUGUGCUGAGACUUUCCUAAGAAACAUACAGAUAAUCAGUGAAUUUCUUUUGUUGGUUUUAGAGAAUUUUUUAAUUAAAUUGGGUAUACUUUAUUUAAAAAAUGUGUAAACAUUGCUCCACUUCUAAGUGGCCUAUACGUGCACAAGAUAGCUGUCUUCUGUAUGCUGGUUUUACUUUAUAUUUGUUAAUAAAAACACAUUCACACCC
This is a messenger RNA of Nothobranchius furzeri (turquoise killifish), 4353 nucleotides long. Its product is annotated as tetratricopeptide repeat protein 39C. Gene Ontology annotation, biological process: cilium assembly; otolith morphogenesis. Gene Ontology annotation, molecular function: protein binding. NCBI's taxonomy places the organism in Eukaryota, Metazoa, Chordata, Actinopteri, Cyprinodontiformes, Nothobranchiidae. The record is from RefSeq and is a predicted model, not a curated record.